Messenger RNA from Sphenostylis stenocarpa, 426 nucleotides. The record is from the annotation of a GenBank genome assembly. Lineage: Eukaryota; Viridiplantae; Streptophyta; Magnoliopsida; Fabales; Fabaceae.
AUGGAUCCAUUAGGCGGAGAGGAAUGUCACAGCAGUGAAUCUGGAUGGACCAUGUAUAUUGGGUCCCCUAUGGAAGAUGGUGGACAUAGCGAUGAUGGUGACAACAGUGACCAAGAAGGUAUUCAAACUAAUCCACAAGAUGAUGAUGAUGAAAGUGAUGAUUCUAUGGCUUCUGAUGCCUCUUCUGGGCCAAGUCAUCUUGGGAUUAAUCAUGGCUUUGGGGAUUUUCAGCAAGAUGCUGAAGAGGAAUAUGAUGCAGACAAGUGUUGCUUACAGAAGAAAGCAAAAAAAACCCAACACAAGCAAAUGGAAGGGAAAAAGGUGGAAAAAAAAGGGAUGUUAUUCGUUGAUAGGAAAGAUAAGCCUCCUGUUCAGGGCUGUGGCAAGGUGAGAAAAAAUUACUUUGUGGAGAAAAGGAAAAAAUAG